Zeugodacus cucurbitae (melon fly) is the source of this 1914-nucleotide messenger RNA. RefSeq names its product serine protease inhibitor 27A-like. NCBI's taxonomy places the organism in Eukaryota, Metazoa, Arthropoda, Insecta, Diptera, Tephritidae. The record is from RefSeq and is a predicted model, not a curated record. The coding region runs from base 268 to 1596 and encodes 442 amino acids. Gene Ontology annotation, molecular function: serine-type endopeptidase inhibitor activity. The transcript has a single exon.
UUGGUUCUGUGAUGUGAUUUUGUCAUUCUAAGUCAUCUCUUCAAAACGAUCGGUUGGUACGACAGCACGCGCUGGUGAUUUUAUACAGUUUAAAACCAGAAGACAAAAAGCUGUGUAACAACACUAUAUAUAUGUAUAUAUAAUAUAUAUAUGCCGUAUCAUCAAAGUAAACAAUAAAAAUACAACGAGUUCAAAAACAUACGUCAAGGCUGAAAAGACGGAGACGAAUAUUCAUUUGUUGUGAGUGUUAUUUUUAGUCAUACAAAUAUGAUAAGACAUAGCUUCAUAGUGUUCUUAUGUGGUAUUGCACUAACCCAAGCAACGGUAUUGAAGCGUAUUGUGCCACCAGCAACGCAAGCACCAAUCGUUUUGCCCACUAUUCCAAGCGGCAUCUUUUUACCAGAGUCGCAGAUCUUGGCAGCGGCACCAGCCGUUGGUUAUGAUGAUUUCGAUGACUAUGUGCCAUAUAAAAGUGAUACGAUAGAUCACUUUUCGUGGUCACUGCUGAAGCUGGUGUUGAAUGAAGAGCCGAGCAACGUCAUCAUAUCGCCCUUCUCGGUCAAACUGUCAUUGGCGCUGUUAGCUGAAGCUGCUGGAAACGGUUCGCGGACGCAGCAAGAACUCUAUAGUUCACUAACGGACAUCAGGCAACCGGAUAAUUUGCGUGGCUUCUACAGAAAAACACUGAACGUGCUUAAGAAGCAAAAUCCGUAUUUUACAUUGAAUCUGGAGUCGAAACUUUUCACAGAUGUUGCUAUUGAACCGCAACAACGUUACGCCGCCAUGCUGCAUAGCUACUAUCAGACAGACAUUGAGCGUUUGGAUUUUACGAAAGGUAGCGAUUCGGCAUAUGUGAUCAACAGUUGGUGCAACAAUGUUACGCAUGGUCGCUUGACGCAACUCGUCAAUGAGGGCAAUGUACAGAAUAAUAUUUUGCUUAUGGCAAAUGUGCUGUACUUCAAUGGUCUAUGGCGUACACCAUUCAACAACACUUUCGAAGGUGUUUUCUUCAAUACACCAAAGAGACAAAUGCGCGCCGACUUUAUGGAACUGACCGAUUUCUUCUAUUACUAUAACGAUGUCACAUUAGAUGCGAAAAUCUUGCGAUUACCCUAUAAGGGAAAGAAGUUCUCCAUGUUUAUUUUGUUGCCGAAGACAAUGGGUAACAUCGAUGUGCUAACACAGAAUUUGGCCAAUGACAAAUUGAAACGUAUGCAAUGGGAUAUGGAGGCCGUCAAGGUGAAGGUAACAAUGCCUAAAUUCAGAUUUAAUUUUGACAAGAACUUGAAACCGACACUGCAAGAUUUGGGCAUCAAAGACAUUUUCACGACUGAGGCUUCGUUGCCGGGUUUGGACCGCGGUACGGCGGUUGCUGGCUUAUUAAAGGUGUCGAAUAUAUUCCAAAAAAGUGGUAUUGAAGUGAAUGAGAAAGGCACCGAAGCGUUUGCUUCAACGGUCAUAGAGAUUGACAACAAAUUCGGCGGUACACCGCUCAUCGAAGAGUUCAACGUCAAUCAGCCGUUUAUUUUCUUCAUUGAAGAAGAAACUACUGGCAAUAUAAUUUUCGCUGGUAAAGUACUGGAGCCGAGAGUUUGAAAGGGGUGAUAUUUAUAUAUGUGUGUAGCCUAUGCAUAUUACAAGGAAAUAAUUUGAAAUCACAAAACGUGAGUGGCAUAUAAUGGACGAAAAAAAUUAAUAAUCAUACAACGAGCCAUAUUAUUAAGAAAUUAUUUUUAAUUUUGCGUUAAAAAUACCUAUAUGUGUACUUAUUCAUAUAAGUAAGUCAUGUGUGCAAUCACUUCAUCAGCCGACUAAUUUGUAAAAUUUGAAAUAUUUUAUUUAAAAUAUUUUUACUCAAUUUGUGAUAAGUUCAUAAUAAAAUAAAUAAUAUAAAAAUUAAAAGUAAAGAAAUAA